CUUCGGGUCUCAACCGAAGACGAUUACUUUAUUACUUGCAGCAGUACAUGAGUUGGUGUCAUCUCCGUCACAUAUUUAGAGCCUAAUAUCACAAAAAAACAAAACCUAUUUCCUUUCUCCCUCCAACACUGCAUCGGUAAUGCACCCGCACGAUGACCUCAUUACGUGUUUUUGUGUUAUCCAAGUCACACGUUCUACGUUUUGUUGAGAAAUUAUUUUUCGUUAGCAAUUACCGACGUACAAUAAUGGGAAAAAGGAAGCGAUCGGCAUCGAGGGAUAGUGAUUAUGAUGGCAUUUUGCGAAAAAUGAGGAGGUUGGAGCGUAAAAUUAAGAAAAGACAAAGACAACGGUCAUUAUCUGUGUCGUCGGAAGAUUCACGGCCAGAUUAUACAGGUGGAGGCCAUCUAGAAGAAACCCUCUAUGACGAGGUUAUUACUAUUGACAAUAACGAGUGCUCGCCUACUCAGCUCGAGACAACUGAGCCAGCCGACACCGAUGAUCCAAGCGAACCGGCGGCGCCGGCGGCGCCGGCGGCGAGCGCAGAUGUACAGGAUGAUGCUACAGAGGCGCCGUUAGAACCUGAAGUUCUACAACUCCUUGGUGAAGACCUUGUGAAUCAAAAAAGUUUCGGAGAUAAUUUGCAUAAGGACAUUGCUCCUAGAUGGACGCAUAUUCUUGUUAAUGGCCUGUCUAAAGAUAACCAAUCCGAACUGUUGAAACGUUACUUACCACCAGAGAAUUGUCCAAAUCUAAGAGCACCAAAACUCAAUUUAGAAAUAAAAGCGGCUCUUCCGGACAUAAAUGUAAAAAAAGAUUUGUACAACCAAGGUAAACAAAACCAACUAGCUAGUAGUCUCGCUGCAAUUGGACAAGUCUUAAAUUGGGCCCUUGCAUCUAAAAGUACGGUUCCUCAGGAUAUAAUAAAGACUUUGAGUGACGCUGGAAGACUUAUUUGCGACAGUCAUUACAGAGAAUCACAAGCUCGCAGGUACGCUGCGCUAAAUAUUCUCAAUAAAAAUAUCAGAGAUACGGUGAAAAAUACUAAGAUAGAUGAACAUCUUUUUGGAUCUGAUUUGUCAGAACAUAUCAAAUCAUCGAAAGCCAUUACCAGGACUGGAUCGGAAUUGAAACAGGCGCCACGAACUCCAUACAAGGCGCCUCCAGCUCCACAAGUGCAGAGGGGAGCUUUAAACUCGAGGGGGGCGUCGCGUGCAGCAGCGGCAGAGCCGCGGACGAACCCCGCAGCACGCCGGCCGCCGCGGGAUCGCCGCCAGGACUCGGCGCGGGGUCGCCGCCCCAACACCGCACACACGCGCCAGCAGGCGAGGGGACGCCAGUAGAAAUCCUACCACAGGUACCUAUAGCUGGUCGAUUAAAAUACUUUUACGACAAAUGGAGUGAACUUACAGAAGAUCCUAUAAUUUUGUCAUGGGUGAAAGGGUAUAAAAUACCCUUCCAAGAUAAGCCCAUGCAACACAUUCAAGAACAAAAUAACAUCUGUAGUUCCAAUUCUCAAGCCAAAAUUAUUGAUGAAAGCAUCACAGAACUAUUAGACUCAGAUUUCAUUUCGCCUUGUACUCCAUGUGAAGGACAAUUUAUAUCACCUAUUUUUACAGUACCUAAGCCGAAUGGAAAACAUAGGUUUAUAUUAAAUUUAAAGAAACUAAAUAAAUUCAUUCAAGUUCAACAUUUUAAAAUGGAGGACUAUCGAACAGCUAUAAAACUACUAAACAAAAACUAUUUCAUGUCUACAAUAGAUCUUCAGGAUGCUUAUUUUUUAAUAUCUGUAGAUGAAAAUGACAGAAAAAUGCUGCGUUUUCAGUGGCGAUCACAACUAUAUCAGUUUAACGUUCUUCCAUUUGGCUUGUGUACUGCACCUUUUGUCUUUCCGAAAUUAUUAAAACCUGUUCUACAAUAUUUACGUGCCUCUGGACUGCUAUCAGUAACAUACUUAGAUGACUUUUUAUGUAUAGGCAAAUCUUAUGACGAAUGUUUAUUAAACGUAAACAAUACAAUACAUAUUUUGGAAUCUUUAGGAUUUGUUAUAAACGUUAAAAAAAGCGUUAUGAUACCAAAUAAGAUAUGCAAAUUCUUAGGUUUUAUUCUAAAUACUACGGACAUGAUUAUUACUUUACCUGUGGAAAAGAAACAACGCAUUAGAAAUAAAGCAACGGAGCUUAUGCGUAAAAAUAUGUGUUCUAUUAGAUUCUUCGCAGAAUUCAUAGGCCUUUUGACCUCCGCAUGCCCAGCUGUUAGUUACGGUUGGGUGUACACCAAACUGUUUGAACGCGAAAAGUUUUUAGCUUUAAAUUAUUCAGACGACUAUAGUAGGUCAAUGAUACUUAAAAAUAUUCUAAAAAAUGAUUUAAUAUGGUGGAGAGACAAUAUAUCAUCGUCAUUCUGUCCUAUUCGAAAAAACAUUUUCUCUCUAGAAGUCUUUAGUGAUGCAUCUAAUACUGGAUGGGGCGCAUCAUGCGGCGGUCAAAAUGCAAAUGGCAACUGGUCUAAGACUGAAUCGACCCUACAUAUAAAUACUCUCGAGCUUAAGGCCGCAUUUUACGGACUAAAGAUAUUUACUGCAGACUUGCGAGAUUGUGAUGUUCUUUUGAGAAUUGAUAACACCACUGCCAUUUGUUACAUUAAUAGAAUGGGCGGUGUGCAACACCCUCAUUUAAAUGAACUUGCCCGUAAUAUUUGGCAGUUGUGUGAGGUAAAAAACAUCUUUGUAUUUGCCUCCUACAUCAAGUCGAGUGAUAAUGUAAUAGCAGAUCGGGAAUCUCGUCGAUUAAAUAUAGACACAGAAUGGGAAAUUUCUAAACAAGCAUUUUUACAAAUUACAAAUACAUUAGGAAACCCUGAAUUUGACCUUUUUGCAAGUGCUCAGAACUAUAAAUGCGUUAGAUAUGCAUCAUGGAAACUUGAUCCUUAUUCUGAAGUGGUUGACGCGUUUACUUUUGGUUGGCAGAACAUCAAUUUUUACGCGUUCCCUCCUUUCAGUUUAAUAACUAGGGUUCUAGAAAAAAUAAUCACGGAUAAAGCCAAAGGUAUCGUAGUGGUACCCUACUGGCCAUCACAGCCAUGGUACCCCUUGUGGUCUAGACUUGUUAUAUCAGAAAAAAUAUACUUUGGACCUGAUAAAUGUUUAUUAUACUCUCCUUUCAGGGACUGCCAUCCACUCCACGCAGACCUUAUCCUGGUGGCAGCCAAAUUAUCAGGGAGUCAAUGAUUAGGCGUGGUGUACCACAAGAGUCCCUAGAUAUAUUGAUGGCGUCUUUUGCAUCAAAUACAUUAAUUCAAUAUAACAGUUCAAUAAAGUCUUGGUGGCUAUAUUGUAAAAAUAAUCAUUUUGAUAUUUAUGAGGCUAACACUAGUACAGUAAUACUAUAUUUAACCAAGAAGUUUGAGGAAGGCGUUGGAUACAGUAGUCUAAAUACACAUAGGUCUGCUUUAUCAAUCAUUCUUGGUACCCAUAUUACUUUAAAUGACUGUGUCAAUCGUUUUUUAAAGGGCGUGUAUAGGCUUAAGCCUCCUAAACCUAAAUAUAAUUCAACAUGGGAUACAAAUACAGUGAUAGACUACCUUUCCAAUAUGCAUCCAUAUGAUAAUAUUUCGUUAGCUGAUUUGUCAUAUAAAGCUUGUACUUUACUAGCAAUAGCCUCUGCCCAAAGGAUGCAGACUCUUGGUCUGAUCAAAAUAAACAAUAUAUUAUUACAAACUAAUAUGAUUGUGAUUAGAAUCACCGACUUAAUCAAAACCUCGAAACCUGGAGCCUGCCAACCACUAAUCAAAUUACCUUUCAUUCAUGAAAACCCUAGUAUUUGCCCGGCGCUAGCAAUCAAAACUUAUUUAGAGAGAACCAAAGAUUUGCGUGGUAAUCAAGAACACCUUUUCAUAGGGAUACGUAAACCUUAUAAAAACGUGGUUCUCAAACUUUGGCGAAAUGGGUUAAAAAGGUACUGCAAGACAGUGGAAUUGAUAUAACGAUAUUUGGAGCUCACAGUACUCGAGCAGCGUCCACAUCUGCGGCUCACAGGUCGGGGGUUAAUUUGGAAGUGGUUCGCAAGGCUGCAGGCUGGAGCGACUCCUCGAAUGUAUUUCUAAAAUAUUAUUUUAGAGAGGUUGUACAUACAGACAAUAACGAAUUUGUAAAUGCUGUAUUAAACACAAAUUAAGUUAGGAACUUACACAUUGAGGUUAAUUACACUUAUAUUAUUAACUUUCAUAGGUUAAGAGAACUAUAAAUGUAUUUUUACCUUUCUGAUCAUAUUCUUUGAUUAAAUAUUACAAAUGUUAUUAUAAUAUAUAGUUUAUUACAUUAAAACUUACGAUUACAACAUUUUUCUUUUUUACAAUAUUACAUUGCUCUGAACAUCUGCAAGUAAUAAAGUAAUCGUCUUCGGUUGAGACCCGAAGUAUAAUUAAGAAUCAAACGAACUUACCUAGUGAUGUUUGAUUCCAAUUAUGCGAGGGUCUCAACCGAAGACGAUUACUCCAUCCCGACCUCACCCACCCAAAAAAAAAAAAAAAAAAAAAUGUUUAUUACACAAAAACCUUACUCUGAAACAA
This is a messenger RNA of Pectinophora gossypiella (pink bollworm), 4566 nucleotides long. RefSeq lists its product as uncharacterized. The transcript is spliced from 2 exons. NCBI's taxonomy places the organism in Eukaryota, Metazoa, Arthropoda, Insecta, Lepidoptera, Gelechiidae. The coding region runs from base 153 to 1340 and encodes 395 amino acids. The record is from RefSeq and is a predicted model, not a curated record.